Brugia pahangi is the source of this 1128-nucleotide messenger RNA. The record is from the annotation of a GenBank genome assembly. Lineage: Eukaryota; Metazoa; Nematoda; Chromadorea; Rhabditida; Onchocercidae.
AUGGGACAGAAGAGCUCAAUUAACAAAAGUAGUAAAAAUGUUGAAUGCUAUUCAACAGCAAAUGAAACACUUGUUAAUGAAAAUCACGAUACAAAGAGCCCUGCCGUAAAUGCAAAUUAUAGAUGUAUAAUUCGAGAUUGCUUUGACAGAGCAACAUGUACCACAGCAAAAAGAAUUUUGAUGAGAGUUAAUCAACAACGACCUGAUUUUAAAAUGUACAAAGAUAAUCUUACACCUGAACAAAUUGAUUCAUUAAUCAAUCUUUUGAAUGAUUAUUUAUCUGCUGUUAUCGAUAAUAUUGAUGAUGUUGAAAAGGUAAAGGAGCUUUCGAUGAAUUAUGGUUUAAAACAUGUCAGUUUAAGAUUAAACGGUUUUAAACCUGAUUUUUUUGCUGCAAUGGCUGAUGCAAUUGCAACAGAAUGUUCAUUUUUAAGUGAAACAGCUACUACACAUGCACCAACGAGUACUUUUAGAGCUUGGACAAUUCUUGUUGAUUUAAUGUUUUCUUCUGUACGUGAUGGUUUUUAUCAAGAAUUACGCCGACAAAGACGUCAAUCACCAACACAUCUGAAAAGUUCACGUGAGUCAAGUGCCAGCACAGAACGACUUCUUGAAAAUUCGGAAAGCAAUUUAAGAGAUUCCAUAAAAUCAGCUAAUUUACGUUUCGAAAAUAAUUACUACAGCAAUUGCGAUCAAAGGAUAACCGCUAGUAAUUCAUCGCUAACUAAACAACCAUUUUCAAGCACUGAUAUUACGAAACAGGAAGUUAUAAAUUAUCAUUUAAGACCAGGAACUACGACAACAGCUGCAAUUUCAAAGCCAUUAUUUCAAAAAUCAAAUUCUACAAACAGUUUUUUAAAGUUAUUAUCUGCAACAUCUUCUGGUUCAAUAAAUGAGAAUUGUGGCACUUCACAGAUGAAACGUGGAGAAUAUAUUAUCAGAUCACGAACACCAAUUCCAAAUACUGGCCGUUUUUUUAAAAAAACUACUACAACAAUUAAUUCUGAAACCAACAAACAUCAAACCUUCAAGCAACUCUCAUCAGAUUCAUCACAAUCUGCUAUACCAAAGUCUUUUGACCCAAACAAAAUUAUCGAUGAUUUCAUGAAUGACCGAUAUAAUGUUUAA